Mucor mucedo is the source of this 2084-nucleotide messenger RNA. RefSeq names its product RFX DNA-binding domain-containing protein. Gene Ontology annotation, molecular function: DNA-binding transcription factor activity, RNA polymerase II-specific; RNA polymerase II cis-regulatory region sequence-specific DNA binding. Gene Ontology annotation, biological process: regulation of transcription by RNA polymerase II. NCBI's taxonomy places the organism in Eukaryota, Fungi, Mucoromycota, Mucoromycetes, Mucorales, Mucoraceae. The transcript has 8 exons. The record is from RefSeq and is a predicted model, not a curated record. Bases 239 to 1819 code for a protein of 526 amino acids.
UUGAUAAAUAAAUAAAUAAAAAUGAUAAAUCCAAGUUGGUAUCUUGUUGUCAAUUGUUGUACCUCCGCAACGUUUUAAUAAUAAUAAUGGUUUUUUAGGCGACUGUGUCGCUUUUCUUUCUUGAUUUCCCAGAAUACAUUGUUCUUCAGGGCGUUUUUUUUUUUUUUGAGUAACACCAACUAAUACCCAAAAAGCCAAAGACCAAAUAAAAAAAAAAGGGAACUUGCUAUUUCAUAAAAUGAGCUUGCCCAGCUUUAACCAGCAACAAGCAAUGGCGACUAAUAAAUUGACAGAGAUUCCAGAUGACAGUACUGCUUUAGACAAUAGCAAUGACUCCAGAAGGGAACAAUUACGUCUCAUUCAACCAACCAUGUCAACUCCAGAGUCAAAUAAUCUUGAACUCUUAGAUCCCAGUAUUAUGGCAGAUAGAGAAACUAGUAUGCACGUAACAGCAUGGGUGGGGGCAAAUUAUGUUCAAGAAAGAGAGCACAACGUUCCUAGAAGAAAUAUGUUUGAACACUAUAAGGCAUUUUGUACUGCCAAUAAUUUGACACCUGUCAAUUCUGCUACAUUUGGGAAGCUAUUGCGGGUUGUAUUUCCCGAAUUAAAAACAAGAAGGUUGGGUGUAAGAGGCCAAUCAAAGUACCAUUAUUGUGGCAUCCGUGUCAGAACACCUGAUGACAUGGAUAUCGUAGGAAGAAUCAAUUAUUCUUCUGAUCAAAAUACAAUGCCACCAGUUUCCUCAAAUAGUCCAAGUACCAUCGCCAGUGGAAGUAGUUCGUCUGCACAGCCAUCUCCUUCAACAAGUUCUCGUUUACCUGGUUUCACUGCGCCUACUCCUGCGUUGGUUGGAACAAACCAAGCAACUGACAACAAUUUAAUCACUUCAUUCACAAAUGCUUAUGAACGUCACUGCACAGAGAUACUUGAUUUGUUAGCUACUAACCAGGUUGAUAAAAUCAAGGAAAUUAUGAAGACUUUCUAUGGUGAUAUGCCUGAACGAUAUGUUCGUCUUAUUCAAAGUACUCCUGAAGUCACAGAGGCUGUUUGGAGAUGGGAUUGUUCUCUUUAUGAUUCUAUGAUUCUCAACUUUUUACCUUCUAUCCAUCACACUCUUUCCCCAGAAAGAUUGAAUUCAUUGAGAACAUAUACACGUGAAUUACGAGAAUAUAUUGAAUCCAAUUUGGUCCCUUACCCUGCCAGUUUCUAUCAGAAAAAAGCGGAUGUGGCUCGUAUCUUUGCUGCGAAAUUUCGUAGACAGCUCUCAUUAAACUUUGCUGCUCACACUGCUUCCUCUGUUUUAAACAUGCCAGAGCAUAUUGUCUUGAUGCGUUAUGACUGGGAGCACUUUGACUUUGAUGGCAUCUUGGAUCAAGCUUUAUGGGUUUGUGAAUGUGAUACAAGCGAAGUUCGAAAUAUACUAAGACAUGAAGUAUCUGAACUUUUAAGCUCUAAAGGAGGUAUUGAACAGUGGAUGGGCUGGGUAGCUAUGCUUGUUGAUAAAUACUUGAAACGUUACACACCUACAUCCUUAAAUGAUGCCAAUCAUUAUUUAGCUCGGUGCAAGCAACUCUUAUUAAAAUGGUCAUUCCACACAACCCUUAUCAUGAAAGAUAUGACACUUCAACAAGCUAGAAGCUUCGGCUCAUUCCAUAGCUUGAAGUUAUUCUUGGAUGAUUAUAUCUUGUACAUGGUUGAAGAAAACAUUGCUCAAGUCAACUAUGCUUUAAUGCAACAACAGCAGCAAAGAGAAGACGCUUCUUCUAGCUACUACGUAAACUCAAAUGUAGCAACCCCGUCUGAGCGUAAUACAAACUAGUGAGGUACAUUUAUUGUAACACACUACACAUUACAGCUACAAGGGUAAAGGAAAACAUCAUCUACAAAAAAAAAAAGACAAAAAAAAAUCUAUACAUAUUCAGCUCUAUAUCUACAUACACAUGCACAUGCACAUGCACAUCUACAAAACAUUAAUACUCUCACUUCUACAUAAUUUCUGAACACCCGUCUACUUUUUCCUUCUUUUAAAAUUGCUUGUAAUAUAUAUAUAUAUCUAACUCAAAAUAAAAACAUUGAUAUACCUA